GGAAAACCCACUUCCCAAAUUUUCUGACACCCAGUAACCCUCUAAUUAGGGUUUUACUGGUUUUGCGAUCUUCGAACAGAGCAACCGAGCGGAGAAGAAGAAGAAGAAGAAGAAGAAGAAGAAGACGAACCAGCGGCUAAGGCGAUGAUUAGGGUGGCAGCUAAGUUGUCAAGAGCGGCCACAACCGCCGCUCGAACCGCCGUGACAGGCCUCGUUCCCCGUAAACCACCACGCAUCCUCCUCCAUGCAGCAGCAGCAGCAUCACCACCACCACCACCACAAUCUUUGAGAUCAUUCUGUACAAAUAAUGGCCCCAUUGGCAACCCAGUUGCACUUCAAAUGAUCAAUUAUGCCUUCUCUCUUGCCCGCUCCAAUAAAUCAGAUGAAUCGUACGCACAAGCUCAAUUAGUUCUGGAACAGUGCUUCUUGAUUCAACCAGAUGACAACUCCAAGGGCAUGGUCCUACUUGCAAUGUCUACCUUAUUCUAUGAAAGUGGAUUUUUCUCUGAAGCCAUUGAGAAACUGCAGAAAGUUGAAGAUCUAAGCGUCUCUUCUGUCGGUGUUAGAGUUGCUGCCACGGAAGCUCUUGUUGGACUCCAUUUAGAGUUUGGUGAGGACGAUACUGCAUCAGUGCUUGCAAAUGUAUGCAGACAACUCUUGGAUGCAAUCAAACUAGAAAUUGGUAUUGUGUAUGGCUUUGAGUUUCUAGAUGCCCAUACUAAGGCAAUUAAAGGACUAGUUGAGCUUUGCCGUGGUCAUCUUCAAUCAGCGGAGUCAUUCUUUCAAGGUGCUCAGGAGGACAAAGUUUGCGAUGGAAAUAUUGCUCUAUCAUAUGGAGAAUUCUUGCAUGUCACACGGAAUUUUUUAAUGGCAAAGGAGUUAUAUGGGAAGGUAAUUAAGUGGGGGAUACGUGAGAAUAAAGAUUUCAAUGAUCCAUAUUACUUAGCAGCUUGUAAUAUGUCCUCAGAGGAAGUUCUGUUGGCUGCUACUUGUGCAUCGGGACAGCUUGAGGCACACUUGGGGAACUUUGGUGAUGCAGAGGAGAUACUAACUAAAGCAUUAACGAUAACAGAACAACAUUUUGGAUCACAUCAUCCCAAGGUUGGGGUGGUUCUAACCUGCAUAGCUCUCAUGUUUCGGCAUAAAGCAAUGUUGGAGCAUUCAAGUUCGAUUUUGAUUCAAGAGGGACUUUAUAGAAGGGCGAUAGAUUUGCUAAAAGCUCCACCAUUGGAUGCUGAAGGUGCACAAGCAAAGUUCUUUAGAAAGGACAUAUUGGCCCUUGCAAGAGGUGGAUAUGCAGAAACAUUGUGUAUUCAACAGAAUAGAAAGGCUGAAGGAGAGAGAAUGAAGAGUUGGGCGGAGUCUGCCUGGAGAAAUCCCCGUCUGUCUCUUGCUGAAGCACUGGAUAUAUCCGAGCCUUCUUCCAAAGUGCCAGUUAUAGAUUCUCGAAUUUUCAGGGCCAUGUAGUUUCUUCCCUUUUUUUUUUGGUUGGCGUUAUUGUAUAUAUGUUCAAAUCCCGUGAAGACAAGCAGAAGCGUGUAUAUUUGUAUCUUUUUUUUUUUUUUUGAAUAAUAGCUUGCGGAUAAAUCAUGAACUAUGUAGAGGAAAUAAAGUAGUCAAAUUCAAGUUUCUGACGAUUUUUUUAGGGUUCAUUUGGACUUGUUCUAAACUAGCCAUAGUACUGUAAUGGCCAUUGUACUUUGGGUUGCAAA
Molecule: messenger RNA, 1712 nt
Organism: Camellia sinensis
Lineage: Eukaryota; Viridiplantae; Streptophyta; Magnoliopsida; Ericales; Theaceae
Gene: NDP1
Product: Tetratricopeptide repeat (TPR)-like superfamily protein
Cellular component (GO): mitochondrion
Molecular function (GO): protein binding
Source: RefSeq, a predicted model, not a curated record